UCAGUUCAAAACAAAAACCCCUACUCUUUCCGUGUUGCAAAGGUUUACCAUUUCUAUUCCUCACUCUCUGAGACCAAUUCAAUUUGGCGCAUAUUCUAUGGAGGUUUCUACAGCCACACUCCAACCCUCUUGCUCUUUCCCGCUAAGAGCCCCUAAAACAAUUACCAGUGACCGCGGGUCUUCUCUAUCUUUCAUCAGAACUUCGUCUAAAAACUCCUCCCUAUCCUCUAAACCCAUCAAAGGUUUUCAGUUACUAGUUAAACCGGUCAGGUUGCGGCGGCUAUCGGUUGUUGCAGCUGUUGUUGGUGAUAAAACUUCAGUGCCAAGUGAUUGUUCUAGUGGGGAAGAGUUGUCUGUUUCUGAUUCUUCUGAUCCUACUUUGGUUGGAGAUGAACAUGGAGGAAAUGGUGAGAAGGGGGAAGAGGAAGGUGGUGUUGGGUCCUUGGAUGACCACAAAAUGACCCGAAUAUGCGAUAAGCUUAUUGAGGUUUUCAUGGUUGACAAGCCCACUCCAACUGACUGGAGAAGAUUAUUGGCUUUCAGUAGGGAAUGGGAUGAUAUCAGGCCUCAUUUCUUUAAGCAUUGUCAGGUCCGAGCAGAUGCUGAGGAUGAUCCUGGAAUGAAGCAUAAGAUACUUCGGCUUGGGCGGAAAUUGAAGGAGAUUGAUGAAGACGUGCAAAGACACAAUGAACUGCUUAAAGUUGUUAGAGGGGCUCCAUCAGAUAUCAGUGACAUAGUUGCCAGACGUCGCAAAGAUUUCACAAAAGAAUUUUUUGUGCAUCUUCACACAGUUUCUGAGUCCUAUUAUGAGAAUCUAGAAGAGCAAAAUGCUUUGGCAAGCAUUGGAAAUACGUGCUUGGCAGCUGUACAAGCAUAUGAUUCUGCAACCGAAAGCAUUGAAGCACUGAAUGCUGCAGAGUUGAAAUUUCAAGAUAUUAUUGACUCUCCUUCUGUUGAUGCUGCUUGUAGGAAGAUAGACCACUUGGCUGAGAAAAAUCAACUCGACUCAGCAUUGGUUAUGAUGAUUACAAAAGCUUGGUCAGCUGCUAAGGAAUCGAGCAUGACAAAAGAUGAGGUAAAAGAUGUAUUAUAUCAUUUGUAUGUAACUGCAAGAGGUAAUCUUCAGAAGCUCAUGCCAAAAGAAAUUCGGAUAGUUAAGUAUCUGCUCACAAUUGACGAUCCGGAGGAGCGGCUGUCUGCCUUACAAGAUGCAUUUACCCCGGGAGAGGAACUGGAAGGGAAGGAUGUAGAUAACCUCUACACGACCCCCGAGAAGCUUCACACCUGGAUAAAGGCUGUCGUGGAUGCUUAUCAUUUGAGCAGGGAAGGUACUCUAAUAAGGGAAGCAAGGGACCUGAUGAAUCCAAAGAUCAUCAAAAAACUGGAGGACCUGCAGAAGGUAGUCGAAAACAAGUUUUUGUAACCGAGGGCAUAUACACCAUCAACAGUAUGCGUCUACAUGUUAAAGAUCAACACUACUGGUCUCCCGGACCCUUGCCCCGAGUCUCUGGAGUUACAGUUUACGUUCUUGGUGGCAUGAACUGUGAAGCUAGAAGAAUUAGACAUCAAAUGAUUUGUCAGCCUUAUAGGUUAUAACUGCUGCAGUUUGUUGGAUUUUUUGUAGUGUGAUGCACAGCAGCCCCUUUUUCGUUGUAUACCACAGCUUUGUAUGGUUACAGACUCAUAAGUUCUUCUAACUAUAAAUCAAAUUGCAAGUC
Rosa rugosa (rugosa rose) is the source of this 1718-nucleotide messenger RNA. RefSeq lists its product as uncharacterized. Gene Ontology annotation, cellular component: chloroplast thylakoid membrane; chloroplast envelope. Lineage: Eukaryota; Viridiplantae; Streptophyta; Magnoliopsida; Rosales; Rosaceae. The record is from RefSeq and is a predicted model, not a curated record. The coding region runs from base 98 to 1423 and encodes 441 amino acids. The transcript has 6 exons.